GCGUGCGGCCGGCGCUCGGGGACGCGCGGCGCUGCCAGUCCGGCUCUCCGCGCUCACCGGGGUCCGGGCGAGCCCCGAGCGCCUUGGACCAAUCCAAAGCGAUUAUGCAAGACGGCGGACCAAUCAGCUCCGCCAGCUCAUGAAUAUUCAUAGGCUUGGCUGAGUCAAAGCUUUUAGGCGAGUUUGUGUAGAUCUACAGCAUCAUGCUUAGACUUUUCAAAGAGACAAACUCCAUUUUCUUAUGAAUGGAAAGUGAAAAACCCUGUUCCGCUUAAAUUGGGUUCUUUCCUGUCCUGAGAAACACAACAGACCCCAAAAAGGCAAGCUGAAGAGAGAACACACACACAGACCAAGCGACAAGAAAUGACCAUGACUACCAUGCCAGAGAGUCUAAAUAGCCCCGUCUCAGGGAAGGCUGUCUUUAUGGAGUUUGGGCCGCCCAGCCAGCAAAUGUCUCCUUCUCCCAUGUCCCACGGACACUAUUCCAUGCACUGUUUACACUCCGCGGGCCACUCUCAGCCUGACAGCUCGUACAGCACAGCUUCGUCCUUCUCCCGACCGCUGGGCUACCCCUAUGUGAACUCGGUCAGCAGCCACUCGACCAACCCCUACAUCAGUUCAGUGCAGUCCUACCCCAACAGCUCCAGCCUGACUCAGACCCGGUUAGAGGAGACAGGGGCCGAAUCGGAGAAAAGCACUGUGGUAGAAGGAGGGGAAGUUCGCUUUAAUGGGAAAGGGAAAAAAAUCCGCAAACCCAGGACUAUUUAUUCCAGUUUGCAGCUGCAGGCUUUGAACAGGAGGUUCCAGCAAACCCAGUACCUGGCUCUGCCCGAAAGAGCCGAGCUCGCAGCAUCUCUGGGACUCACCCAGACCCAGGUGAAGAUUUGGUUUCAGAACAAGCGCUCCAAAUUCAAGAAGCUGAUGAAGCAAGGAGGGGCCGCCCUGGAGAGCAGCGCCUUGACCAACGGCAGGGCUCUCUCGGGCAGCUCGCCACCGGUGCCCCCGGUGUGGAAUACCACCUCCGCCUCCGGUAAGGCCUCGUCGGGGACCCCGGGCACCUACAUCCCCAGCUACACGUCGUGGUAUCCUUCGGCCCACCAAGAAGCUAUGCAGCAGCCGCAGCUGAUGUGAUUAUAAACCCGUUUUCCCCUACCGCAAGCACUAUCGGUCCCGAAAAUAAUUAAAAUAAUUACGGAAAAAAAAAAAAGAAAUUAAGUAAAAUAAAAGGAAAGGGGGAAAAAAAGAGAGGAAAAAAAAGAGGGGGGGGAAGAGAGAGAGAGGAAAAAACACAAAAGAAACCCAAGCAAACAAACAAACAGGAGGUCUCUUGCCCAUCCAGCCAUUAGGACGCUGCACUGUAGCUCGGUGCAGAGCACAGAUGUGAUGCGGGCCGGUUCCCACCGCUGACAGCUGACGGAGCGGCCCCGAGCACUGCACAACAGCCUGGGAGCAGAGCGAGCGCCGGCCGCGGCUUUGUGGGACAAUCAGAAAAAGAUGUUUGGGGGGGGGAAAGCCCUCUCCUCUGUCCUGUCUGUCUGUCUGUGUCUGUUGAAAUGUAGGUCAUUUAUUUACUAUCCCGAUCUGACGGUCUCUUCAAUUGCAAGGGGGAAGGAAGCCGUACAAUUUCCAGAGCUGCUUUCCCUCGACAUUUUCUGUACCUUUCACUACCCAUCUGUGUAUUUUUCGUUGUUGUUAAAAGGGGAAGACAGGGGUUUUAUUUAUUGAUUUAAAUUACCACUAUGAGAGUGCUAGAAACAAACGGACAAUCCGGCUUGCUGAGCGCACUGCUCGGACACGGCACAGUUUACUUUAAGCAAAACCACACACGGUCCCCCGGCCCCGGCCCCCCCCCCCCCCGCCCCAAUAAAUCACCACAAGAGAAGGAUGCGAUUUUUAACUUUUACAAUAACUUUUAUACUUCGCUGGCGUGGAGAGGUUUGGUCCGAAUGAUUUGCAUUUCUCGCGUAUUUAACAAAGGAAAUAAAUGCACAUUGUUUGGUACUCUGAA
Messenger RNA from Harpia harpyja (harpy eagle), 2008 nucleotides. It is a transcript of the gene DLX1, whose product is annotated as distal-less homeobox 1. The record is from RefSeq and is a predicted model, not a curated record. Gene Ontology annotation, biological process: cell differentiation; negative regulation of transcription by RNA polymerase II; embryo development. NCBI's taxonomy places the organism in Eukaryota, Metazoa, Chordata, Aves, Accipitriformes, Accipitridae. The coding region runs from base 364 to 1131 and encodes 255 amino acids. The transcript is spliced from 3 exons. Gene Ontology annotation, molecular function: RNA polymerase II cis-regulatory region sequence-specific DNA binding; DNA-binding transcription factor activity, RNA polymerase II-specific.